AUGAUGGCCACCAUGGCAGACGGAUUGAAAGAAAGAGAAAACCUUUACAAGCUGAUGAUAAGGUAGAGUAAAAUGAAUAGAUGUGUUGUUCGCAGUUUUCCCUAAAACGUAGCGUAGAAAACGUUACUAAAAGAUCUUAUAGGAGCAAUGAACGGUGGAAGGUGGAAAAAGCAAGAUGGCGGCUUUUUGUUUGUACCCCGUAGAAGACGGCAAGAUCGAUACCAAAGACGUUUAUUUAUCUUUGCUGUUUUUUUCCUUAUCUAUAUACCUCACAAAUUAAAACUAUCAUGAUUUUUAACUUUUAACAUUGGGCCUGGUGGUAUUUCCAUCACAUGGUCGAUAGUUUCAGUGCAGUAUUAACCCGUUAUGAUGAAUUGAUGGCUUACGCCUUGGUUAAUUGACUACUGAUCUUCGAUUCCCCCCCUCUUCGCGUAUUUUUCAAAGUUACUUUAAACACCAUCAAGGUGAUUUUGAUGGAUUUUGUAAAUCUGAGAAAAGUUACUUGAAGAUGUUGUCAAAAUGCAAUGUCUUGUUUUUCUUGUUGUGCAAGCAGCUGCUUAAGGUUGACUGUGCAAUGUGUGGGAGCUGAGAGUCCUUAGUUAUUCAAUAAGCUCAGUUUUCGAAUACCUCCUAUUUUUUUCUCUUAAUGACUUUGUAAAGGAAACAGCUAUUUUUUAGAGCUGAUUCUUUAACAGCUAUCAGCAAACAUUGUUGUCAUGGGCUACACAUUAGUGUUUCUGUACUUGUUAGCUAGUAUUGAAUAUAUUGUUGACUUCAUUAAUUUUGAAUUGCUUUUUUCAGCCAACUUAGAUAUGAUGGAUUUGAAGCAAUUGCUUCCAACUUGGCUAAAGUUGUCAAUAUCAUCAGUGCUUGUCCUCCAAUGGCACGCCUACACCAAGUAGUUAAUCUUGGAAUUCAGGCUGAAACGGAAGGUGUGGUUAGAGUUAAAUGUAAUUUAUUACAGGCAAAGUGUCAAAGCCGUGAACACGAGAAAUGAGAAUACAGAGAAUACUAAGCUUGAGAAAGCUGUAGAACACUAAACAGCAAGCAACAGCAUUCAUAAGUUUAUUGUUUUGUCGCUAGCGUGUGUACAUGUCCUGACUUUUUCUGUGAUUGGUCAUAACAAAAUAAAUAUUCCUGGUAUGUUGGUAUGUGUAAUCAAAUGGUGACAAGUGAAAUUAGAGAAUAAUUUCACGCGCAUUUUGUCCAACCCUUAUAACAUUUGAUUACCUAUUAAUUUCAUGGGUGACGAAUUACGUUUAGCAAUCUUGGAUUUUUGACAUGUUUAUCCUGGAUCGUAUGGAUCGAGAACUCCACUCUCUCAAAUGUUUAGACCUUAAAUUUGGCUUAUAAAGUUCAUAAUUUUUCAGACUAUUUCGGCAAAAUACCUGUUAGAAUCCUUCUUGACGUUCUCUUGUGUGUUCAGGUUUUCUAAAGCGUCUUUUUGUGCCCUGACAUCUUCAUUCACGGCAUUUUAAAACUUCGUCGCCAUCUUGACACUCAGGCGUACAGAAGGUUGCCAUGGCAAUUUUGUAAUUUCACAUGUGAAAUUACAAAUUAACGCUGAAAUUUCGUGCCAAAAUUAAGGAGUAAUUCGUCACCUAUGAUAUUAAUUUGGUAAUUGAUUUGUUUUGUUAGGAGUGAAGCCAGAACAACCAGUCAUCCCUGGUCUAACACCAUCAGUAGAAACAAAGCGAGGAAUUGAUUUGGAAUAUGAACCAGAAGGUGAGGAAGGAAAUGAAUUUUAUGUCUAGAACAUUUCCAGUUCUGCCUUUUAAAGAAACACAAGGCAGUGCUCUAAGGAAAAUUAAAGGGAGCCCAGUACUCGUAAUCUGUGAAACCCUGGGAGCCCAGCAUGUGAUUUGUAUUAAAAAAAACUUAAGAUUUUGUGGUUGCCCAAAAGCAAAAGUUGGGUGCCAGGGGCCACCGGGCUCUGCUAGGGCACAACCCUUAAACAGCCAAUUCCUUGUGGUACUACAGAGCUCAUUCAUUGUUACGUGUAACUAUUCAAGUUAAGAAAUGACCACAAGAAUUCCCAAGGGUAACAAACAUCAAUUUCUGUCCAAACAAUUUACAUACAUACAGUGGAACCUCGAUGUAAUGAAGCCCCAUAUAACAAAGUCCUCGACAUAACAAGCGAUUUUCUUUACCCCAGUAAUACAUGUAGUAAAAUAUAUGGGCUAUUGAUCCUUGAUAAUAAUUCUUUUCGAAAAUCCAACUGGUUGGUCUUUAUUGAGGGAAAACAACUUAAAGCCAGUCCCUUGGCCCUGUUCGUAUGGCCUAGUAAUCUCAACCAAUCAGAAUGCAGAGGUUCCACUGUAACAGGACUAAAAGGAAAAAACCUUGAUAUAACGAAACCUCUUUACGGGAACACAUUUUGAAUUCCAGCUUGUUCUUUGGAUAAGCAGUUGUCACAUUUUGCUUGUCCAGGACCACUUCUUGCUUGUCUUAGUUAAUAAUUUAGUUAGAAGGUGACCUGCUUAGGCCUUUUCCAUUGGGCAAGUGAAUUUAAAAGUUACUUGCCCCAGAAGAAAAUCUACUUGUCCUGGAUGACCGGAUGGGAAUUUUUUCGAGCCAUGCAUAAUCAAGAAAAAGGUUGUGAGAAUUAAGGAAAUGAACACCAAAGAAAUUCUCUCAACUUAUCUUAUAAGGAAAUCUUGGACAUCAGUCUGGAGAAUUUGUAUGUGGGUAUUGGGACUUAAAGGGUUAAUACACCAGGCUUUGCUACAGCUGUCGAUGUGUUACAAGUCAAAAUUAAAUUCAGGUUAAUUUUUUUUUAACCUAGGUUGAUUCUCAAUUCCUAGGGCUAGAAGACAAAGGAAACUGAGAAUCAACCUAGGUUACAGGGUUGUCAGAAAGUUUGAAGUAGACGGCUGAGUUGUCAAAGUGAGCGGCCAGUCCAGGGAUAUUUUAUUUUAAAAAUAUUCAUAAAGAAAUGCCAAGCAGAGUAGCCAGCCUAUACUAACCAAGUGGGUGGGGAUUUUCGCUGGUAGCCGGCUACUUUUGACAACCCUGGAUAAAAAAUUAACCUGAAUCUAAUUUUGACCUGUAACAGAUGUACCUUCAGCAGCCUUUAUGGGAGAAUAAAAAAUCAUCUUUGACAAUGGCAGGUCUUUGUUGGAUGGGUUUAGAAACACACCCUUCCAGAUAAACUGCAUUUGGUAUAGAUCUACCAUUUAUUCUUUUAGAUCAGUGGGGGAAAAGAUGCAAGCAAAUGAAAUGGAAUGCUUGUCAAUACGUAUACUGAAUCAAUUCUUUAUUUUAAUCUGUAGCACAUUACUAACUACACCUGCAUACUCAAUCCCAACUUGUUCUUCAAGGAUUUGAAGAGCAAAGAAUAGUUAGAAAGUACAAUACAGUACAUGUACCUAAAUUUUGGAGGCUGUUUUUUUACGGUAUUUUAUCUGCUAUAAUCCCUUCCAGUUGAAAAUUUUUUUUUUUUCUCAAACAAUAAAGAAUAAAAAUUAGUCAAUCAAGUGAGGGCUGAGCUUUCAGAAAAUUGAUAUCCCAGGUGUCAAUUUUCACACUUAAGGUGUAGUUUCUUAAGUUGCCUGGUUUUGUGCUUGGGGACUUUGAAUUUUCUGUACUUACAUGUUCAGCAAGUAUAAGAUUAAUUACCAUCCUUACAUGAUGUGCCAUAACUUUGUGCUACAACAUCUGCCAAAGUGUGGGUUAAUACUUUUAAACUGAGUACCCUGUUUCACGAUGACCACAGUGUAAAAAUUAAUAAUUAUACAAGUCCGUCUAAGAAAAAAAAGCAAAUAAAAAAUCUUUCAGCUGAAUUAACAACCUAACAAUAUUGUAACUAAUCAAUGUACAUGUAUAAAUAUUUGAGUUUUUUUUGCCACCUUUCCUUGCAUUAUUUAAUGCCAAAAAGUAGCGUUGUUCAACUUGAUUAAUUUCUAUUUAGCAUCUGUAAGUGUGUUCAGGUUGGAAAGUACGUUAAUUUUGUAGUAGUUGUUUAUGUUUUAGAUGACAUCUUUUCUCAGGUUAAACCAGAGUUUUCUUUGUCUCAAAUAAAUAAUGUUGUUAGGGCCAGAAAACAGAGGAAGUUCUGAAUCAAACUCAAUGUACCGUUAUUACAAUGUAGGUUUAUCCUGAGCAAGGAUUUUUACCUACAACAUUAUUUUGAAAAAAUGUUCUUCAAGUAACCACGAACAUUUGAUUUCAAAUUAAAAAUCAUGAUAAAGUCAAGAAAUUAAAGGUCCCAUUAGAAAGUUUUAUAUAUUCUGUCCACAAUAUUUAAACAUAACUGUUUUUAAAUCUCAAGGACAUACACUACUAGUCUUGUUCAUACAUAACUUAAUAAUUAUUUGGGGUACUUCUUGAUCAUAAGUAUCGAUAUUUUUACGGUGAAAGAUGCUGAAAAUUAAUGUACCUUAACAUACAGGUAGUCAAACAAAUUUAAUGUAAUAAUAAUAAUCAUUAAACUGACUGAAGUGAUGGUGGACUAAAUAGUUGUGGUUAUUCACUAAGCUGAGUGAGGUACAUACUUCCAUGUUUGAAAAGGCUUUAGUGAAUGGUGGUAUUGUCACUUGUUAAUGGAAAAUGGUUUUAUAGUGGAUAGUGUACAAGAGGGUCUAGAUAUUGCAUGAACCUACUUUGCCUACAUUAACCAGUAGCCCAGAAGUGAACAACCAAAUGCUUUUUACAUGUAACUCCAAGCAAGUUGUACGCAAUUUAAUUAAUUUAGAAUAAAAGUUAAGUGUACACUUUUAAAGAGUGCUCUCUCACGAAAAGUUCGUAAUAUUUCUUGUCUCAAAAUUUGAAACUCAAUCCUCUGUCAUCGAGAUUCAAUUCUCAAGACACGAGACUCCAUCCUCAAAAGUGUUGAGAAUCAAGUCUCGAGAAUCGAGAUGUGAGUGACUGUCAACUUACUUUUGAGCCGUACUGUGGCUGUUCUGUGUGGUUUGUACUUAUGUACUUCAACUGUAGAUUGUGUGAAUGAGUGGGAAAUAACACUGAUUAAAGUGGUUGAUUCAGUAUACACAGACUAAGUGAUUCCAUUUCAUUGCUUGUUUAGGGAAUGAUCUGACUGGAGAAUGGUAUUCCAGCUCCACCAGUGAUGAGUCAUUCAUGAACAAUCUUAAACUUCAAAAAGUAGAUCAAGAAUCUGGGGGUGAGCGUAAUGACAAAGCAGAUGACGCGCCCUCUGUGAACACAGUUCUUCAUCACAUUUUAAGAAUCACGUCUGAUAAGAAACUUUCGUCUGAGCCUCUGCAAUUUGAAAAACCAGCCACAGACUCCAAACCUUUGACCCCCAAUGGCGAUGUCCUUGAUGCAGAGAGCAUUUGUGAACAAGUUAAAGUUGAGCUUGUUAAGUACAAUGUAUCCCAAGAGGUGUUUGCCAAAGCUGUGCUUGGAAAAUCCCAAGGGUAUCUCUCUGAAAUGCUCAAACAUGGCGAAAGUUUCUUCCGUCCACAUGAUAAUACUCAUUACAAGGGAUGGUUGAAUUUUGACACCAUGCGGCGGUUUCUUCUCAAGCCAGAAGAGGAACGGCUGAUGAUUUAUCAGAGCAAAGGAGAGGAGCUGAAGAUGGAGAGACUGAAACGUCGGCAGAUUGAAAUUGUAAGUUGUAUUUUGAUUAUCAGUAAAAAAUGUUUAAAAAUAGGGCUUGAGGCAAGAAUGAUUGUGCUGAUUUGGUUUUAUUCUCACAUUUUGUUUACUUGUUUAAAAACAGGGACGUGUACAUUGUAAUGAUCAUUCCAGUUAUGGCAUGAUGCAUAACAGAAUUCACAGGGGUGAAUCUAGGAAGAGGGUGCAGGGGCUGCACAUACCUCCUGAGAUGACUUGCGGCUUUCUAAUACAGUUACCCAAAAUCUUCUAUAUUGUUUGAUAUGUAUUCUCCGCAGUUCAUUGUAUUCACUUUUUUUUCCUGGAUCCGCCCCUGAUUCAGUUGCUUUUUGGUUGGGUCCCCCUCACAACUUUCAACCACUCUAGUGUUUUGUAAAGUUGCAUUGUUGGUACUAUGGUCACUUGACUUUGUUACACUAUGGGAAAGAUAUUGACUGUUGUCUGUUGUGUAUCUAUUGUAUUCAUGUACAUUUUUUGCUGUAGUUUUUAGAGUUCAGUCUGGGGUGCAUUCUGUUCAAUUCAUGCAUUUUUUUGUCUAAUGACUUGCAGUACAAAAAUUCAUUCUGGUGAAUCAAAUUGUCUCCCCAACCUGUUACAUGCCCCUUAUCAAUAAAGAGGAUUUUAUAACACUAGAGGUUUGUUAUUUCAGUUGAGCAGCAAGCAAAAAUGCAUGUCAGUCCAAACUCCAGAAGUGCGAUGUGGCACAGUUGGUUAUUGUGGAGCCUUCUGUGCGGGAGGUUCUGAGUUUGCUCCUUGGUGACAUCACAUCCUUGUUUCAACUUCUCUCCUCUCUGUGUAGCUUUGACUUGCUUUAAACACCCUUAAAACAGAGCAUUGAUAGAGAUGCGGGGGGGGGGAUGAGCACACUGUUGACCUCAAGUUUAUCAGUUAUUACUGUCACAAAUUAUGGACGUAAAAUAAUGGUUGCUUUACCUUUUACUACUUUAUAUUUCUUUCUUCAUUUUUUAUGCAUUUUGAAAUAAUGACACCUUUUCUUCAGCAAAUUCUUUCAAGUAGUGGGAUAUACAUUCUUCAUCUGGAGAGUUUCUAGAAGAUUUAAUUUGUUCAAAACGUAGACACAAAAAUGACUGCUGAUGCAUUGACCUUGUACAACUCAACUACUGGUACUGUCUUGUUUGACUUCAUUUUAUUAAUGUUUUUAAGGGUUUAACUGAAGAUCCUUCAAAGAAGAAAAGACGCCUUAUCCCAAUGGAGGCAAAAGCUGUUAUGGAAGAUUAUUAUCACCGCAACAAAUACCUUUCCACUAAUAACCGUCAGUGCUUAGCCAAUCAGCUGGCUAUCCCAGAACAAUGCAUUAGCGACUACUUUAAGAAUCUAAGGUCUAGGAAGAAACAUGAGGAACGCAUGAAGAAUUUGCUUCAAGACCUUGAAAAUGGCCACAAACAACUCGACCAAGUUGAUUCUGACACUGCUGAGGGUAGUCUUGAAGAUGAAAUGGAUGAUCAGCUUCCAUCAUGCUCUGAGAAUCUUUCAGCUGCGGCAAUAAGAGAUGAACCUCCACCUCAAGCCCGGCCUCCAAGUCAAAUAAAACAUUCUGGAAGAAGGUAUAAUGUUGCCCCUUUUCAAGAACCACCAGCUAAGAAUGUGUCUGAGACAGAUUUAGUGGCAUCAAAAAUUGCAGCUCUUACACAAAGUCAGAAGUCUCCACACAAAGAUCCAGGAACUGUGCAGGCGUUGGCUAGAAGAGAUUCCAAUGCUCAUCAGCGAGUGACUGCACUUGAUCAUUUCCCUAGUCGUGAAGAUUCCCGACGUGAAGCUUGUAACUGUCCCCCAUCUCAGCCGUCUUCCUCUGGUGCUGACGCAGAAGAGAGGUUCUCUCUUGACAGCUUGUUUAAUGGAUCCAUGAUGGAGCUUCAAGGUGGGACCACAGAGAGAGAAACUCUGGAGGUUGGACAGCAGAUUUAUGUAGUGCAUUUAAACAACCAUGUACAAGCAAGUAUCCAGGACUAAAGCUGUAAUAUUCUUAAGUUCAAGCUUUGUCUCUUAUUAGUGAACUGAUGCAAAGGGAUGGCAGAGGGAAGAAGAUGGCAAACGUUGUGUGACAAGCAUGAUAAUAAUUUGUUUGAAAACAAUUUCUGCCAAACUUCACCUUCUUUUUACAAGAUCUUUUUGUGAAAGAGUAAAACAGUUAAGUUAAUUGAACAUCACAACAAACAUGUAGGUACAUGUAAUAUGCAUGUCACGUUUGUCGCACAUAAGCAUGUUGCUGUCCUCUUCUUUGUACCAUCCUUUGAGUUCACUAUUGCGAGGUUCAAGACUGGAAAACAUACGAUGCAAGUGUAAAUAUUUGUAAAGUAAAAUAAUGGUUGAAGGAAAUUAACAUCAAAAGGCUAAUAUUAUGAUAAGAAAAAAAAUCUGACCAUACUAAUGAAUUUAGUCCACAGAUUAGAAAGUCAGGUACAUCUUAUAUAGCACAGUGAGUACAAAUGUGAAUAAUAUUGAAAAAACAAACAAACAACAAAAAAGAAAUGCCACAAAUAAACAAUCUUUUACGAUCAGUACUGUAAAGUUUUAAAGUACAUGUAACAACUGCUUAAAAAUAUGCCUUAGAAAAUAAAGUUAAGAAAUGAUGUAAACAAUUAGAUCCUGAAAUUAGCUAACUUCAAAAAUAACAAGUUCAGUCAAACUCCCCUUUAUGGACACCCACUUAAUAUGGACAUCUCGUUUAUUAUGGACAGUUUUCUUUGUCCCUGGAGAAAGAAAGCCCUUCCAUUUUCUCUAAAUUCAAUUCGCUUAACCCUUUAAGCCCCGAUAUCCACAUAUAAAUUCUCCAUACUGACCUUCAUACAUUUCCUUAAAAAAUAGUUGAGAGAAUUUGGUAAAAGAUCAAAGCAUUUUUCCUUUGGUGAUCAUUUUAUUAACUCUCAUAACCAUUUCUCUUGGUAACAUGGAUAUUGUUAGGAGAGUAUUGAUGUUGGUCACUAUCGGGACUUAAAGGGUUAAUACGGACAUCUCAUUAAUACAGACACUUUGUAUGGUCCCCUCGGUGUCCGUAUUCACGGGUUUGAUUAUGCCUGCAGCUGGGGCCAGGUGUGACAAAUAAUGUUUGAAAAGCUCUUGGAUUUCCUGCGUCAUUUGAAGCAAGUUGAUAAUGCUUUAAGGUUUUUCCUUUUCCGUAAGAACUUCUAUGUAACAUAUGUACGGUUACUAUGAAAUAGGCCCUUUGCAGCUAGUUGGAGGGAAAACAAACAAAGGAAAAUAAUACCAUUAGAACAUGUGAGCUCUUUAUUUGUCUUUUCCCAGUACAUCCAUUGCUCUGUAGCAUGGCUGUUUUGUACUGUGUGGAAGACUAGCUGAAAAGUGCCUCUGAGUACAUAAAGUGGCUCUUUUUUACCAAGGUAUCAUUACUUACACCUGUACUAUUUGAUGCCUCCUAUGUUAGUAACAGUAUUCCUAAUGGGCAUUUGAAUGCUUAUAGUGUAGGGGGUGGAGGUGUGCUGUUAGAACUCUGAAACCUGUUAUCUUUUACCAGGUCACUGGAAUCCCACUCCAUGGCUAACCGCUAAAGAUCUUGCCAAUAUGAUUCCUUUAUAGACUGUAUUUACUACCCCUGAACAGUUUUGUUUUUGUACCUUGUACCUUUUUCUAAGUAAAACCUAGCCUGUGUGGCAGGCAACAGUUUAUUUUUAGGUUAGGUUUGAUAUAGCAUGCGAGGGGAACAUUUCUCCCCUCUUGGUGUGCGCACUCAUCCUUAAAAUUUUUUCCUUCGCCCUAAAAGAAGUUGUGCUAUGUAGGCAAAGUCAAACUCUCUGAAUUCUUGCUCAGACCAAGUUACUUCCAAACCAUGCCCCUGAUAGCAGCUCAUGUUUCCUUCUAACCUCAGAAUGGGAGGAAAGGAAGGCUUGAGUAACUAUAGUGAAAUGAUGCUAUUGUAAGAGUACUAUGAUAGUGAAACAUCUCUUUUGUCUUGAAAUGAGUAAUAUAACUGUAACAAAGUAAUUUUCAGUGUAUUAUAAAUGUUCAUUUUAUGUAAAUUAUUAUUUUAGUAAUGUAAUAUAUCGUUGUAAUCUUGUUAUAACAAUAACAGUACAAAUUGAAAUGUUCUAUUUAACCGACGAAAAAAAUCAAGAAAUUUAAGAAAGAGAUUAAAGCAUAUCUAGAAGAGUAUUUGAAGUGCUUUUUUAUUGAGUUGAUGACAAUAUCCUUAUCAUUUGCCACCUUAAAAAGGACCACUUUUUGGAUGACGCCCUUAGAAUUUUUCUAUUGUUUUAUCUUCUUGUAAACGACACCGCUUAAGGGAUGGUUUGAUCUCUAUGCUCGUUGUAUGUACUACACUACCCAGAGAAUGCAAUAACAUGAAACCAGACGUAUCUUACUAAGAAGUUUCAUGUAAUGAACUCUUGUACAAAAUGGAAGAUGCGUACGGUCCUCUUUAGCCUGCGUGGCAGGCGUUCGAAAGGGAAGGGGAAGGGAAUUAGGGCGCGAGACCACGCGCGCCCCACGCGCUCUCGCGGGCCCAAAUUGCCCCCUUCCCCUUCUCCUUUUAACGCCUGCCACGCAGGCUAGGUCCUAAACUACUCUCCAAACUGAUCUCUAUACAUUUCCUUGAAGAAUAAUUCUUAACUAAUUAUUCAAUUAUCAAAGGAUUUUCUCUUUAGUGAUCAUUUCCUUAAUUCUCAUAACCAUUUCUCUUGGCAUUAUAUGGAAACUGUUAGGAGAAAAUUGAUGUUGGUCACUCUUGGGCCUUAAAGGGUUGAGCGACACAAAAUCUUGGCUGGGCGCUUAAACGCGCCCAUUUGAAAAAUGUUGAUCGUGAACAUGCUAAUGAGUGGAAAAUGGUAUAUUUAGAGAGUGUCAAUCAAGAGUUCCUUUCUCUGUGUCCCUCUCCUGAUUAUUGUUCUUCCUCAGACACCCACAACAUUUGGCUGUUCAUUGAAAGAGGAUAGUUAUUUGGGACUAUCAACAAAAACGUCCAACUUGUGGCCAUAGCGGGGGAUUGAAACAGUACCCUAAACCACUUGACCAUCAUCCGUUAACAAAGUGAACUCAGAAAACAAAAUGUUCUUACAGCCUCUAUCAUUAUACCUAUCCAGUUACUAGCUUUCUUUUUGGCUCACAAGUGAAACAGCUGUUUUUCCUCUUUCAGAAUUUCUUUUACUCCAUUUAUCUCGUUUCCUGUUUUACAGAUCAUGGCACCAGCCCGCCGGCAGCUAUGUAUGAAACAUACUAUGUCACAGCACAUAAACAACCUUGUAGAGCAGCCAGCUUUAGUCAAAAUGGUAAGAUGGUCAGUAAUAGGGCGGACGUCAAAAAUGGCAACCGGAAGUUGAUAUUUUCUCUCUUUCAGUGCUCUGACUCGGCAAAUACGUACAGCGGGACUUUAAACAAAGGCAUUCAGAUUCGUUGUGUGAGACAGAAGCGUUCCAUCAAGCGAGAUAUCGAACUUCCGGUUGCUAAUCAUGACGUCCGGGACGUUAGCGUUUUCGUUGCUUAAGCUCGCUAAUCCAGUAGCCGAAGAGCUGAAUAGCCCCUUUCAUACCCUGGGUGCAAGUGGCUUUUCAUGCGCGGUUUCCCGUUGCGGUCGAGUCUUAAAAAGUGACCCACGCGAAAAGUUUUUUCUCGCGGCUUCGCCGCUCGUGUCUUCGGCCUUCGGCCGAACACUUGUCGGCCUGUGGCCGACGGAACGAAGCUCCCCGUCGCACGCGAGAAGAAACCUCUAGUACCCUUGGUACUCCUUUCACGCUUUGACUAUUGACUGGUUUUCUUUUUUAGGACGAUUGAUUUCGACCGGCUCUGCUGAUGCUUCAAUCAAGGUAAUUUAAACUGAAACAUCUUUUAUGUUACCUAUGUAUAACCUGUAAAAAGAAAGAUUUUAAAGAAUCGUUUUUUUAGUUUUUAACCACGUGUGCUUUGCUUUUUUCUGUCCAUAAGUCAGUUUCCUUGUCUUCAAAAUAAGUAACAUUGUAUAUGCGACUUUGCCUUCCGCAACCCACAACUUGCUCCUAGAGUAGACACAGAUCUCGGCUAGUUUCCAUUUUUUAUGGAAGACGUUUCCGAAUAAUAUUAAGUGCUUAAAUAUUAGAUAUUUUUCGUGUUGCAUGCCCUGGACUCCAGAGCCAAAGGUAAUGCCAAUACCUGUCACUCAUUCACGUACUGUGAAUUAUUUUAGCUGAACAAAUCAAAAGCCACGCUCGUUUGUAUUCAUUCGUACGAUAAACCCAUCAAAUUGCUCUUUUUACGUUCGCGUGCUGUUUUCAUGCAAAAUCAUUUCCAGGUGAUACGAAAAAAGUUCUCUAUAGGUAGAAUAAAACUAUCACUUGAUCUCUCUCUAAAUCCCAAAAUAAUAAAAAGAAAUGAUACUAUGUGUUUUUUUUAGGUGUUAGAUGUUGAAAGAAUGGUAGCGAAGAACACAAUGCCCCAGUCACAAGACCAAGGAACAGGAACAAAUCUAGAGAAUCAUCCUGUUAUACGGACGCUCUAUGAUCACAAUGAUGUAAGUUAGUGGGGGGGGGGGGGGGGGAUUGGAUGGGAGAGACUUAAAUGUGUAUAAGGCGUUGUUAUGGUUCACUAAAUUACGCUCUGCUAAUGGCAAAAUUCUCAAUAUACUGCAGCUGUCUACAUGAGGAAAAGAUCCCUUUUGACAGUUUUGUAAUACUUCUUGGUGAGAAGUUGAGCAUUCAGAAAGAAAUAGCUUUUGGAAAUAAUAAUUGUACGACCUUUGAAAAAACCUUUCAACAUGCAUUUGCGACGUGGGUAUAGGUUUUCUUGUUGUUGCUGCAGUUUUUGUUUUAUUGUUUUAGAAUUAUUAUCAUUAAAAUUUUCAGUAUUGUUUUUCUACUUUCUUCUUUUUUAAAUAAAAGAUGCAGUAGAUAGUACAUAAUGUUCAUAACAAUUUCUGUAAAUUUGACAUUUACUUGUAAAAAAGGCGUUGUUCUGAGGGCGAUAGUGUGGGAGGGGAGGCAGGAACUGACUGAAAUGCAUACAUUUUACAUUUUCCUCCUUGAGUUUUGUUCUAAAAGGUUUUUAAACUCUUCAACAAUAGACAAGGUUGGGUGUAUGUGCCCUGGAGAAUGGUGGUGCCAAGCGUAAAAGAGACAAACACAACGUAUCCAUGGCAACGGUACAUACUUACCUAAAGGGGAGGGAGGGGCGGGAAAGAAAUCAGCACAAGGCAGCUAGUUAUGAAAGGUAUAAUGCAUUUUUAUUCCCUCAGGAAGUGACUGCUGUUGAAUUUCACCCCAGUGCGCUGGUGUUGGCAUCAGGAAGUAAAGACUGUACGGUCAAACUUUUUGACAUAUCAAAACCUUCGGUAAAAAAAGCCUACCGCUCUAUACAGGUAUGAAAUUAUCGCGUUCGUCAGAACGCAUCCUAAUCUUGGUGUUCCUGUGGUACAAAACCACAAAUUUUCGAAGUAUCAGGGGCGACUGCCGAUUAGCCGCCCCCUCUGAUUUUAUCAGGGGCAUCUCGGCCAGGAAACUGGACUCCUUUCGACUUGAUUUCGUUUCCGAAAGUGACGAACGCGGAUCCCUAAUCAAUAACAAAAAUAUUUAUUUGAACGGUAGAGACAGGAUUUUUUGCUAGUAAAAAAGUUAAUUGACUGGCUGUUUUUUGCCAGUUGAGAUCUUAUCGAAAAGGUUUGCCAUAUCUUUAAACAAAAACCUGAAAUGGCAGCUCACAAAAGGGCUGUAUAGACUUUCUCAAAGCCCGUUUCCGGUUUGUGCUGGUUAGGUGGUCAGUCGGGAAACGGACGACUCGUGACCUACGUCACUAGCUUUCGUUCGCUUUGCGAGCGUCCUUCGCGCCUUUGGCGCUCACGCAGUCGACUUGUGGCAAGUCUAAUUAGCGUAUUGGUCGCUGGCUGCCGUGAGUCCUUUUUUCUUUUUCUUGUUAUGUACUUAUGCAUGCGUAGCUUCUUUGCUUCAGAAUUCUGCAAAACCGUUUACCUUUCUUUAUGGAAAGAAAUCUAUUGUUGUUGGUGGUUUCAAAUUUCUUCGAGAGAAAUGCUUAGUAGCAAACGUUUGCUUAAGGAAUCCUUGUAACUUCCAAAAACCACUCGCUUUUUGUUGAUUAUCAUUUUGCGACAGUUAAUUUCAGUUCUGACACUCAAAAAUUGAUACUCGACCUCAGCUGGAUUCUCGAAAACUUCAGUUGUCGAUAAACUAGUGUUCAGUCAGGAACCAAUGGUUACAUCUGACUGUAAAGUUAGCACUUGUUUGUCAGGUACUCUCCAUCCGAAAAUACAUCAGCGUUAGCAGGCUAGUCUCUUUGAGACUUUGGGAGAUUGACUUAAACAAAUAAAUUUAUUGUGAGCUUUUUUAAUCUUUUCAGGAAGCAGAGUUCGUCACGUCAAUGUCUUUUCAUCCCACAGGGGACUUCAUCCUUGUUGGCACAGAGCACCCAACAAGUGAGUUUGUUGACAUCAAUAGCCGCAAAAGCCAGAACCACCUUUAUAUAACAAUUUUAAAAAUACUGCAGUUUUGCAUUAACCCAGGCAGUUACUGCUCCCCCGUCCUCUACAGCACUGUGAUCAGUAUUACAGAGGAGUAGUAAAUCGUCCUCAGUAACGCGCUUAGCGUAUGUAACGACUUAUGGAAUUCGUGGCCAAUCGUAUGUCAAUAUCUUGGUCUUAAAUUUGGUGGAUAAUUUUCUCCCUUCUCUUUAAUUUUAGUUCGACUUUAUGACACCAUCACUGGUCAAUGUUUCGUCUCGUCAAACCCUCGGGAAUACCACACGGGAACCAUUAAUAUGGUGAGUAGGGUGACUGCUGAGAUAUGGUUAGCCUGUGUAAAAGUCUGUUUGAAGGAAGUGGGAAAGUAAGUGGUGGGAGUAGGGGGUAGGGGGUAGGAGGAGCACAGCACUCUCCCCCCACCAGUGUGGUCUGGGUUUAAGUCCCAGUGUCGACGCCAGGGGGGGUGGGGGGGUCUGCGUUUUGGUUUGUCUCUUCCUUGCUGAGCUAGGUUUUCUCAGUUCCGGUGGUCUGGUUUUCGCCUCAGUCUCUCCAAAAGCAGUACUUCUAAACCUCAGUUAGUUCUGGAACACGUGAACACUCAAAAACAGGUUUUAGAGUGCCAAUUUUCCAAACGUUCAAGUCUGGCGCCCUCGUGCGCCCAAUCAACCCUAACCACGUCAGCCUAGGAUAUGCUGUGUAUCGAAUGUAUUGAAACCCCUGCACUGAAAUGUCAUGCAGGCUGACACACAAAGGGGCUUGUAAUUUACAGUUUCGUAACAGCCAAACCAAAGUAGUUGUAUUGACCAAUCACAGUGCACAACAAUCUUGCUGAUGAACCAAUCAGAACGUGAAAAGAAAGACGUGUUGCUGGAGUCAAGCGCGGGAGAAUUGGGCGGGAAAACACACUUGAGUUGGGUUUUACAACUGAUUGGCUGAGAAUAUGGCGGGAAGUUUGACAGCUUUAGCUUUCGCACAACAUUCAGCCUUCUAUCGAGUGAAUAGAGAGGAGAAAUGUGAUGUCAAGUUACCAUGGUAACCAAAUUUCUGGGCCCAGAUGUUCGAAGACCGAUUAGCGCUUAACCCAGGGUUAAAUUUAACCCGGGUUUCUUUUUCUUUUGUUCAAAUGCAUUUUCACUGAUAAUUUUCUCUGUUAUUUUUAAGAGCAUCCAAUCAUCAACUUGCUGACCGAAAGAAUUAAUCUGAAUUUACCUUUUUAAGUUUUCAUAUCUAAAUUCAAAUUUCGCUCCAGCUUUGAACAACCCGGCCCUGGGGCCCGUUUCUCGAAGCUCCCGGUAAUUACCGGGCCCGUUAAGCUGUUUUGUUUUCCAUUUUAGAAGGGAGUUUUAGAAGUUUUGAAAAUUAUACAGUAGAGUCAUUAGCUAACGAAACAAAAUGGACUUCAUUAGAGGACAGAACACACCCUACUUUUCUUGAGACUUUGAUUCAAAAAUAUGAUUCCGGGCCCGUUAAGUUACCGGGACUUUCGAGAAACGGGCCCCUGGAUGAUAACAAUUUGGCCGAGAUUAAGCACCGACGGCGGCGACAGUAACGAGAACAACAACAAAAAUACCCGAUAGGUUUAGCUUAGCAAAACAACAACUUUGCACGUGCAUCACACUUUUUUGUACAUUUCUUAGCCGUCGUUGAACGACUGCAACAUGAAACUUCCUAAUUUCACGCGCCGCUUUACGGAGUAGGUGAACACAAUACAAAAAGUUUCUUUUUCUUCUUUUAAACUCACAUACGGUCCUUUUGGAUUAAAUCCAGAAAAUGUCGCCAACAUUUGAUGACAAAUUAAAUGAAACUGAAUAAGAUCGAUGAAGUUUGAAACAGUGCGAAUUUACUUAUAAGUGAAUUUUCGGUUUGCUGUCAUCCAAAAAUUUUGCUACCAUGGCAACGUGAAGUAACGACUUUCCCUCCCUAUUUUCUGGUCCACUAAGGAAUUACUUCCUUCUCUGCAUGUAAUCCGGGUUUUUUCUAGUUUUGUUUGCCUAAUAACGUUUACUGCAUGAAUAACGUUUUAUUUGUUUACCAUGUCGUGUUUAGGUGAAAUAUUCGCCGUCAGCUAAUCUUUACGCAUCUUGCAGCAAAGAUGGUUCUAUAAAGGUAAGUAACAGUGUGAUGUAGUUAACAGUUAUAAGGUGAGGCUGAGUAUGAUAUGAAGAAAAUUAUGAAUAACACCUGCAAGAUCUGCGUAAUUCCUGAUAUCAUUCGAAAGCUUAAGUCAGUUUUUGUUUUAUUAUUCAUUCAAAAUAUUUCAAAGCUCAAAGCACGCUUAUCUUAAUGUUAAGUUUCCGUCACCAAAACAUUUACCUAUUCCUCGGCAGUUCCAGGAUAGGAAGGAAUGUUUAAAGACCAUUUUACCGAUACGGCGGCCAUAUUGAAUUCAUUAAAUUUAUGGAGUUUUAUGGGAUGCCCAGGGUGUACUUUCUCAGUAUUUUCACGCGCUUUUCGGGCAAAAACAGAACUUCAAUGUAUAUUUCUCGGGAAAAACGCGAUCAUUAUUACAUCCAAACACGGCACAACGAUGUUUUUUUCCCAUUACAAUCUUUUUCUACGAAAACUUAAAGAAAAAUUUUCCCGAAAAGCGCGCGUAAAUACUGAAGCGAGUAUAUCGGAUCGUGCUCAUUUCCCCUGGGCGUCCCAUAAUAUUCCUUAAAUCCAAUUAAUUCAAUAUGGCCGCCUUAUUGGUAAAAAGGUCUAUUCCCAGCGUGGUACUGCCUGCAAUGGCCUAUACGGAGUACCCUGGGUACCACAGGCUUUUCAUGCGCGGUUUCCGGUUUCUGCUCGUGUCUUCGGCCUUCGGCCGAACACGUGUGGGCCUACGCCCGACGGAGCUACUUGUCGCACGAGAGAAAAAACCUCUGGUACCCAGGGUAAUACGGGGAGGCUCCGCCCGAAAAGCUACCUUUUCAGGCUUUAGGCAUAUGAAAUGGUAGCGAUGUCACUUGUUGAAGUGUAUGAAAGGGUAGGAAAAUCGGUCAUUUCGGUCGGCAGAAAGACUCCAACAAAGGGCUAACAAAUGUAUUGAAUGGAUGUUAAAAAGUCGAGAAGACGUUGUGGUUUUGUGAUUUAUUAAUACUUUAAAUAUAAUGCAUUUACAGCAGUUAAAAGGGGUGCAAAGUUCUAAACUAGGCUUGUGAAAGGGGUACCAUUUGCCGAUAGAAGAAAUUCGAAAUGGGUACCUUUUCUGUCAAAAUUGGUAUAUUAGACUUAAGCAACAUAACGGAAACGUCAGUUGACGACGGGAAAGCGCGCUGAAAGGACUAAACGCUACUUCCGGUACCCAAUUUGCGUCUCUGCGAUUGGUCAAGCCAGUUGUUUGAUUUGCGCGCGCCGUCGUCAACUGACGUUCCCUUUCUGUAGCUAAAUCAGCCUAUUAAAGGGUAAAGGGGUUGAGCCUCCGCGCAUAAAACUUUGUUAAGCGUCCCCCAGGGGUCUCGCAAACGUUCUUCAUAUAGCAGUUGUCAUUCGUCGAGCGGAAUUUCUGUUUAUUCCCGUUAUGUUUUUUUAGGCGGUAGUUCGGCUAUUUCGUCUUCGCCUAGGGGUUAAGUCUUCCGUCAUUUUCUCCUUCUCUGCACUGCCAUCACACCUGAGCCAAUGGCGCCGCCUCUGCGUGACGUCUGUGCGUCCGUUCUUUAUUAGAUAACAUCAAAAUUGACGUCAGAACGUCGCAGUCAGUAGAGAGAUUUGGAGUCACAUUUACAACAAACGUGAAUUCGUACCACGUGACCAAGUUGUCCCUAUUUCUUGUCGUGUUCUGGUCAUUACUUCUACACAAAAAGCAGUAGUUUCAUUCUAGUUUUAUCCGUAAUAUAUUUUCUCAACUUGAAUGUGACGUUUGCCGUAAACACGAUUCUAAAUCUCUCUGAUAACAAAGUGACUAACCUGAGACAAACGAUAAACGAGCCCGUCAUCUCUUGGUCUGUUUAUAAAACUCGGCCACGCCUUGUUUUUCCCUUUUUUCAUAAACACUUUAUGGUGGUUGUUUCGAUAGCCGUCAAACAUUCUUUCUCGUGUUUGAAUUGAAACGCGUUGUGUAAGAUAGUCUGUCUAUACAGUAAAUACACCUAAAGCUUGUUGUAACUCUCCCCUUUCUUUAGAUUUGGGACGGAGUCAGUAAUAAAUGUGUACAAACAUUUCCACAGGCUCAUAAUGGAGCAGAGGUAGGUUGUAGAGAAGCUUACAGGUAGUUUCGCAUGGCAUGUACUAAAACACGGAACACCGGGACACCCCGGAACUUCUCGGAAAACCUAACAAAAGGUAAAGUGAAAAUGAAAACGACUAACAGGAAACCAAACCCUAACCCUGUUUGUUUUUAUUUUUCUUAUGUAUGUUCCGGAGUGUUCCGAAUGUUCCUUGUUCCUGGUUUUAGUACAUGCGAUUUUUUCCUAGGGAUACUCUUCCAAACGAAUAAAAAAUAGUCUAACCUCAGAGACUUGUCUUUCCCGCUAGUCCCGUUUCGUAGGGAGGCCAUUAUCCCACGAGUUCGCGAAAGUAUGCUCCACUUUUCUGUUGGCGUUUGGCGUGAACCGAAAAGAAAGGUCUGCUCUUAAAAUUUUUGCUUCUAUUGUAAUUUUCAUUCGCCAUGCUAUCAAGCGAGAAGGGGACUGGAGCCAAAAUGCGUCCCGCAAUUGUUUGUGGGAUCGCUACUGGGCACGUGCCAGUCAGCUAUUGGCUAAUUUUUUUCCUGUCUCUAGUAACAGUCCCAGAGGUCUUUGCGAAUGUUAACUCGGCCCUAGUUCCCUUCAUGUUUUGAAAGUGGCGAAAAAGCGAAGAAGCCACGCAGGGAAUAAGGUGUUCUCUCUUGGUUCCCCUUCUCUCCGUAGUAGUUAUUAGCAUGUAUAAUCAAUUCAUGGUGACGAGUGAGGUUAUUCCCUUAUUUCACGAGUAUACCAUUUGAUUACCUAUUAAUAUCAUGGGUGACGAAUUACUUUCGCAAUCGAGUUCGACAAUAUACCUGUUAGAAUCCUUCUUGAUGUGCUCUUUCGUGUGUUUAGGUUUUCUAAAGCGUCUUUCCACGUCUUUUAAUGCCCUGACAUCUUCAUUCAUAACUUUUUCACACUUCGUUGCCAUCUUAGUACUGAGACGUAGGGAAGGUUUUUAUAGCAAUUUUGUAAUUUCACUUGUGAAAUUAUAAAUUAGUAUAGGUAAUAGCAUGAUUUGAAGUGAUUUUUGGAAUAAAUACCACGAGUGAUAUUUCAAAAUUGUUAUACGAAAUUUCACGAGCCGUUAGGCGAGUGAAAUUUGAGACAAUUUCGAAAUAUCACAAGUGGUAUUUAUGCCAAAUAUCACGUACAAAUCAUGCUAUUAUUUGUUCAUACUACUACCCACAAAAGGUUUGUAAUUUUCACUUGUAGGUUUUUUCAAAUUAAGCUGAAAUACCACUGCUCUAAGCCAAUCAAAUUGCAGAAAUUUUUCAUGUAGUGGUAUAAACCCUCAAACUUCGCGUCAAAAUUAAGGAAUACAGCCAACUUUCGCCUUGUGGACACCCCGAUAAUACGGACAACAGCUAAGUCCCCUGCAAAAAUAAAUUACAGACGUUUGACUGAAGUAAACUCUCGCUAUUACCGACUCGGUAAUGAGGACACUAACUCGAAGUCCCUACAGUGUCCGCAAUAAAGGGAGUUAACUGUAAUUUGUCACUCAUGAUAAUUAGAGUAUUAAUUGUUAUUUGCAGGUGUAUUCCGUUUGUUUCUCUCAGAACUCAAAGGUAUGUCAUUAAGGAGCUCCUACUGAAUAAGAGGAAUUUUGAAUGAGUCUUCGGGAUGAAAUACCGUAAAAUUCCGAAAAUAAGCCCCUCCAAAUAUAAGCCUUCUAAACCGGUAACGCAAAAAACCCUCCGUUAAAUCGCCCCUCCAAAUAUAAGCCCCCCGGGGGCUUGUAUUUGGAAAAUUACCCUCAAAUACAAAGUAAAACAAAGCAAAAACGGUAAAUUUACUUCCAACUAUAAGGCUAGCCCAAUCGAUUCAAAACGCAAAUUUCCUUCCGUAGAAAAGCCCCUCCGAAUAUAAGCCUCUCCAAAUGUAAGCCCCUCCAAAAGGGCCUUUGAAAAAUGUAAGCCCUGGGGCUUAUUUUCGGAAUUUCACGGUAAUUUGAUGAAUCUUAUAGGCUUGUGGUACUGGGACGGGUUGUUGUGUGCUUCAGUUAUAUAUUUUGUUCUGUUUUAAGGGCCUCUUCACAUGAGCCCGGUUUCCGAGAUCUCGCCUCACCUCUAAAUCCUUUGUAAAAUUUUCGAUGUGUUCAUAUGAGAGGGCGGGCUGGCUCGGUUCCCGAGAUCUAGGUUUUUCCAACCGGGCCGAAAAAUUUGACAGAGAGUCCCUCACCGGGAUGAAAGCUGUAUGAACGGCCCGGAUAGCAUCGUCUUGCAUUACCUGCUGAAUUUUCUACAUCAUAAGCAUCCCAUUUAACUGCAGUGAUACAGCUUUAAGAGGUGCCGAUGCUAUGAUGGGCAGGAAAGUUAUAAUUUUUGUGUUUCGCCAUGUUUGCUUUGUUUCUCGAAUUUCGCGCUAGAACUCGUUCCCAGGAUAUAUGUUUUUUUUUUUCAUCUCGGAAACCGGGCUGAAAUUCAUCACAUGAACCCAAGGCGAAAUUGGUCCCGAUAACUGGGCCAACUUCGUCAACCGGGCUCUUGUGAAGAGGCCCUAAGUUUAAGUGGACUUAAAGCCUUCAGAACAGCUUUGUCUUCUCAGCCUAUAAUUUCGGUGCCUGUUGGAGUUUAUCUAAACUGCUAAAUCCUCAAUGUCAUAAGAAUAAUCAUCCUUACCAUUAGUUAUGACUCUCAGAGUUUUUAUUCUGGAAAUAGUUAUGGUUUAAACUCACAUUUUUUGUAAAUAAUGGUGAUACUUGUAACCUGGGGUCAAUUUAAUAAAACUUUUACAGGUUUAAUUUACAAGUGCAGCUAUUCUUUUCGGACCCAAAAACAAUAGCUACACUUGCAAAUUACACUUGUAAAAGUUUUAUCAAUUUGACCCCUGUUUUGAUGUCCUCAAUGAGCAGUAAUUCUAAAUCUUUUUGACACAUAUUACCGUAGCCUCCCCGCAGACGUCCUUUGGGGUUCGUUUGUCACGCAUUCAUUUUAGAAAUGAAUGCGUGACAAACGAACCCCAAAGGACGUCUGCGGGGAGGCUAAUAUUACCGGUUCUUUAUCUUACCUCUGUUGUUUUCUGCAGUAUAUCGUGUCCAGUGGGAAGGAUUCUCUGGUAUUCUUAUGGGAACUUGCGACAGGUAUUAUUUUGAACUCAAUUAAUUAAUUAAUUAAUUUAUUUAUUCAUUCGUUCAGUUUAUUUACAAUUUUUUUAGUCGGGUGAGUGUUAACGUGAUACUACUUUUACUGGUAUUCUAAAUUCGUUACAGUAAGAGAUGUACUGAUUUCGUGAAAACGACGGAGUACAGAGCCAAAACAGGGAACCGAGCUGAACGGAUAUCGGUAUUCAUUUCUUACUCCGUGCAUUCUGAACAGUUCGUCGUUAUGCUUGGAAGGGAGGGUGGUUGGGCAAAGGCAAGCGCGAGGUGUUCGUGAAUCGCGUGCUCCACCGUCGCGCGUAUCUCGCGCACCACGCACUUCUCUCCUUUGCCUUUGCUUGCCUGAAAAACGCGAAGUAAUCUAGAGAUUUAGAAUAACGUUUACAGUAAAUGGUAAACGUCAGUUUCAAAGAGAAAAUUUCAUAAAUUAGAUAAUGAGCAGAUAGAAACGGUCAAAGAUGAUUUUUAUGGAUGAAACUGACAUGAAAAUUCUUGUUCGUUUUUUUUUUGGUAGAAACAGGGACCUUUAGUUUCUAAGACGACAACGAAUACGAGAUUUCCCCAAUGCUAAGUAGUGCUCGCGCGAGAAUCAGCGUCAUUUAAGCGGGAAAACGUGGUAGCCGUCGUCACUCUACUACGAGUUUUAGGGAGAAUGUCGAAGUGUCGGAAACCAGUUAUCAAAUGUUAGAAGUUUUGACAUUUUGCGAUCGGGAGAGGGUGUAACCUCCUUCGCUAAAGGUAACAGUGCUAACUCAAAUUUGUUUGUUUGUUUCUUACAGGAAGAGCGCUCAGCAUGUACACGGGGGCCUCGAUGUCGAAUUUCAAGUCACAGAUUGUCUUCAACCACACAGAGGAUUUCAGUGAGUCAAUGAUUUGAAGAAGGAAUAGUUUACUUGUGUAUAAGGGUCCCUUCCUCUUCCCGACUUAUCUAGGAGGAUCGAAGGGCCUCUACUCGCGGGGUAUUAGUUUCUAUAAUCUUUGAUGGCUUUGAUUAUCUUCGUGCUCAAGUCUAGAGGUUACCACUGACUCGGGCUUUGCGUUGGAAAGCUUUUUUUUUUUUUAAAGAAAAACGAAGUUAGGCACUCUAGAACUGAGUGCACUGUGUCUGUGACAAAUUAGUUAAGUGUUGAAGUAAGUCGUUUUGCCAUUGAAAAUCUUUUUGCUUGUUUUCGAUAGUGAUCGUUGCGGAUGAAUCGAACAACAGUAUAGCUUGCUGGGACACAAGAACUACGGAGAAGCAGAAAACGCUUACUUCAGGUAAAUUGUCGUCCUCGUUUAGACGUAAGGUUUAAUUUGGAGAAUAAACUACGGUAGCAACUUUUUUGGUUAUGGUAACCGUUGGUAGAAAUUAGUUGCAAGAACAAACUAAACGAGUAGGAAAUUUUUGAAAAUGUUGUCGUUUGAUUGUCCAGGUCGACAGGCUUCUUAGCGGCGGCGGAGCGAAAUAAAAAGUUGGGGUGGGGGGAAGGGUGGGAAGAUCUCUUCUGCAAGGAAGUCAGUUUUCUAAUCCGGAUUUUUCUUGCUUCUUUUUAUAAACUUUCAGGUCACAACGGACACAUUCGUUGUAUCACCCACUCCCCGACGGGUGCUGCUUUUGUCUCUUGCAGCGACGACUUCAGAGCGAGGUUUUGGUAUUGCGAAGGAGUAUAGAACUACUACUACUAAAACGGAGAAUAAGUGCAAAGAAGAGUGCAAAAAAAAGCAAAAGAAAAAAGAAGAAAAAAAAGAAGCGAGGAAGAAUGGGCAGCCAAUGCGGCCCUCGUAACAUGCCACAGACAUUGUUCAUGGGACCGAUAUUGAGAUUACUGCCCUGGAGAUUUUGUUCAGGGCACAGGAUUACUGAUUCGUCCUCAUCCUGAGCGUUCUUUUAACAUGUUUAACAUGUUCAUUGGACCAUUUGGCUCAGUGUAGUAAAUUUUCAAAAAGUCGAACAUAGACUGAACCACUCCUAAGUAACUCUCAUGAGCUCAUUAUCUUCCUCUGAAUUGUAUCUCAGUCUCAAGGUGUCACCAGGAGAGACUGUGAGCAUUCAUUCAAACUCACUGUCGAUAUGCUUUUUUAGGAUCUUUUUGCAUCGAAGACCCCAGAUAGGUGAGGUAACAUGUGGCGGGUCACCCCAUUUAUCAUGUAAACGUGAUCAAAUUAAAAUGAGAGAUUAUAUGGACAGGCGGGUUACCCCACCUAAGCAGGUCACCUCACCUACCUGGGGUCCCCCACCUCCAUGUAAACUGGCCCUUAGUCAGUUCAUUUUUCUUUGUUAUGUAAAACCUUACCAGGAAUUACAGUCGUUAUCGUUAUUAUUGCUAGGAGAACACAGAUGUCAUCUCACAUUGACACUGGAAGUUAUCGUCUUAGGUACUGGCGGGAAAGUUGAGACCGCGGGGCGUCAUGGGAUUUCCUUUUCAUCUUUCCGAGCUUCUUUGCGCCCGAAUUUAUGCAAAUUUAGAAAGUUAGUGCACAUUCCCCCCGGGCAUUUGUCACCUUUUCGGUCCCAGUGGUGGGGAUUGGUCAGAACCUUUGCCCGGGGCAAUUCUUCUAGAAGCGGACAACGUCGUUCCUUUUCAAUUUUUCACUGAAAAAUAUGCUUAUUUAGAUAGCGUUAGAUAUUUCUGUAAAGAAUAUUUUUAAUACCUAUGCUUUAGAAAGAUAUGCGUGGUUUUCCCUCAAUCACUUCUCUACCCCACAGUAUUUUUUGUAUCCGUCGAAGAAAUUGCUUCCCGCCAUCGUGAUCAGUUGGCACAUGGAGGAAAAACUAUCAAGGUAUCGUUUGAAGAGUGUAAAGAAAAAGACACUUUCUUUGUGCGUGAAUGGUUGAGGCAGGAAGGCCUAGAAAACUCUGCGAGAUAUUCGUGUAUUGUGCGAUAAGACGGUUCCUUCGUGAUGAGAAAACACUCAUGUUAAGCUCGUCGG
This is a messenger RNA of Porites lobata, 24139 nucleotides long. NCBI's taxonomy places the organism in Eukaryota, Metazoa, Cnidaria, Anthozoa, Scleractinia, Poritidae. The record is from the annotation of a GenBank genome assembly.